UCCAGCAACAGCAUUCACACACACACACACACACGUACUUUUACACACACUGCUAGGUUUACAGUGUGGAUUUUCCAUGGCGACGUUUGUGUCCCUCUGUGUUCUCUGUGCCGCGCUCUCUACCUCAGUCUCCUGGGUAGAAGCUGAAAAAGGAGAGCAGAAAACACUCCAUCGUCAGAAAAGAGAAUGGAUCAUCCCUCCAAAGAAGCUGAAAGAGAAUGUGGAUUAUACCAAUCAACUUUUUAUUGCCAAAAUCCGAUCGGAUGAAGAGACCAGGACGGAUAUUGAUUAUUUUCUGGAAGGAGAAGCAGCAAGAGCUGGAUUAUUCAGUGUAGGCAGAAAGGAUGGCUUCGUCAGGAUCCAUGGCAUAUUGGACAGAGAGAAAGCAGCUUUUUAUUACCUCAAAGGGCAAGCUAAGCUAAGAGAUGGAACAUUUGCUGAAAAAGAUCUCGAAUUGAAAAUUAUAGUUGAAGACCAGAAUGACUGCCCUCCUGUGUUUAAUAUUCAAAUGAUCGGUUCUGUCGACGAACUCAGUGAAGAAGGUACCCUGGUAAUGAUUAUCACAGCCACUGAUGCAGAUGAAGAAAACACACCACAUUCAGAAAUUGCCUACAGUAUCAUGCAGCAGGAUCCAAAUGGAAUGCAGAUGUUCAGAAUGGAGAGCUCAUCUGGUGAAGUCAAAGUCAGAAUGAACACUCUGGACAGAGAGACACAAGAUACAUAUAAACUGGUCAUCAUAGGCACAGACAUGAAUGGAGGAAAUGUAAGAGAUGAUAAAAACAGACCAAUGACAGGAACAGGGACCGUGACCAUCAAAAUUCUUGAUGUUAAUGACAACGUCCCCAUAUUAGAGAAGACCUAUUAUGAGGGCUCUGUAGAGGAGAACACCGUACAUGUGGAAGCGAUCCGGAUCAAGGCCUUGGACAAAGAUUUGAUUCACACGAAAAACUGGGAGGCGGUGUACACCAUCAUCUCAGGAAAUGAAGCCGGUUACUUCAACAUCACCACCGACACCAACACUAACGAGGGCAUCAUAAUGGUCACUAAGGAGCUGGAUUAUGAGGCAUUGAAAGAGGUAAACCUGCAAGUGGUGGUCAACAAUAAGGCUUCUUAUCACAAGUCAGUGGUGAUCGAAAAGCCUGUGACUUACCCCAUCAAGAUCAAAGUGGUGAAUGUGCCUGAAGCCCCUCACUUCCACCCUGCUGUCAAAGUCAUCUCCAUCUCUGAAGACCGCACCACCAUUGACCUGAAGAAAGUCAUUGCCACCUACACUGCCACGGACAGUGAUACGCUGGUAACCGCCACUAACGUUAGGUAUGUAAAAAUACAGGAUGUAAACAACUGGGUAAGCAUUGAUGAGCGAACAGCCGAGAUCAGACUCAACAAAUAUCCAGACCGCGAGUCGAAGUUCCUGGUCAAUGGAACAUACUACACCAAAAUCAUAUGCAUUACCAAUGACCUUAUAGCCAAAACUGCAACAGGAACUCUUGCAAUUCAGGUCCAGGAUUUCAACGACCACUGUCCGCUUUUGACUCACUCAGCGCAAACGCUUUGUUAUGACAACAAUGUAGUGUACGUCACAGCCACGGAUAGGGAUAAAUACCCCAAUGCAGAACCUUUUGAAUUCAGAGUGGUUACCAAGGGCACAAAAGAGACCUGGAGUGUUGAACGCCUCAAUGAAACAACAGCCAUUUUACGCAGCCAGGAGGACCUGUGGGUGGGAUCCUACACGGUUGAGCUGGAGGUGCUAGACCAGCAAGGAAAGUCCUGCGAGAGUCAAAAGCUUCAGGUCACUGUGUGCAAAUGCACCGAAGCACAAGUGUGCCGACCCCAAAGACGAAGCAGCAACCCCCCUGUACUGGGAGCAGGUGGAGUUCUGGCACUGCUGCUAGGAAUCCUGCUUCUAUUUUUCAUUCCGAUGCUUUUGCUGUUGUGUGAGUGUGGAGGAGCUGCAGCUAUGGGUAAAUUCCAGGCAUUUCCCUUCGACAUUAAUCAGAAACUCAUCCCGUAUCACACUGAAGGCCAAGGAGAGUAUAAGGAACUAGAGGUGCUUCCUCAGCCAUUAGGGAGUGGAGGCGGAGGUGGUAGCAGUGGUAGAAAACUUGGAGGUGGAGAAGGACGUAGAUACGGAGACAGAUACGAAGAAGUAAGCUGGAAUGGCUGGUCUUUGGAGGAAAUCAGACGCAUGUUGGAACAACGUAAUACUGAAACUAUACUUGGAGGACAUUCUGAACUUAUUACAAGCAGAACCCUUGAUUCCAUGGCUCUGUCUGAGAGCUACUUACGCAGCUAUUUUGCAAAGAAAUCACAGGACACGGCGAAGCAAGAAGUUAGUGUGAAUCACCUGCUGGUGUCUAACUAUGAAACCUGCAACUCGGUCACGGGCUCCUUGGAGGAUAUAUGCAGCCAUCUUCAUGAGGAAAACAAUCUAGAUUUCCUCAAUGACCUCGGGCCUCAGUUCAAAAGGCUUGCUGAGAUUAGCUAUGGCUCCGCCUUUGCACGUGAGGAAAGCUCAAUUUCCACGUUUCCCACCUCUAGUUCAAAAGUGACUAUCAAUGUAAAAGAUGCUGCUGGUGGUGUUCACACUAAGGGAACAUCUUCCAGCUCCUCCACCACCACAAAUAUAUCUGAAAUGUACAGCACCGGAGGAGCCACAUCAUCAGCCACCAUAGGCCAAACUUUGCUGAUCCAGCAGCCAAUGAUCUAUAUGCCCUCUACUCCUAUGUAUGUUGUGGAGCAACAGCAGCCUACUCUUCUUUUGACCUCUGGUCCAGUACUGGGCGUUCAGAAAAGCAAUGUGGUGUUGGUGGAGAAAGGGACUACCAAUAUAGCAAUAUCUCCUCAUAGCACCCUUCCCAGGCCAGGACUGCAGCAAGCAAACACCAGAGUAGUGAUGGAUGAAGUUAUUGGAGGCACAGUGAUACAUGGGAAGAGUGUUCAGGAAAGCAACAUGGUGUUGGUGGAAAAAGAGGCUACCAAUAUAGCAAUCUCUCCCCAGAGCACCCUUCACAGGCUGGGACUGAAACAAGCAAACACCAGAGUGGAUCAGGGUAUUGGAGGCACAGUAGUACAUGGGAUCUCAGGCAAUGCUGAGCAUCAGGGCACUGUUUCUGGUACCGUUCAUGUCGUAGAGACUCGACGAGUAGAGAGCACGGAGCCUGUGCAUGUUGUACAGAGCUCCUCACACUCCAGGAUAAGCAAUAGUACACAGGCCAAAGGGCAAAAUGGAGGGGUCAUGGCUCUAAGAAGUGCACCAGUUGUCCAAAAUCCAAUUUCAUUGUCACGGCAAGAUGCGCCUCUUUUUGCUGCUUCAAAUGGGAGCACUCACCAAGAGGUGCGAGAGGAAAGGGUUUCGGUUGUUGAAAGAAGUUUCCAGUCAAGCUCCACCUCCUAAUGCAAUUUCAAAGACACUCUCACACUCUAAGUGCUACAAGGUUGCUCUUCCUCUAUAAUUUUGCCAGUGGCAUCUCUAAACUGCAUCCUAUGUCAUAGGAGCAACGUACGUGCUGUUUGUUUAGAAUUGUAAUCAAAUAAGAAAAACCUAUCAAAUAAAAUCAGGAUAUUUAUAAAAUUGUGAUAAUUACAAAAACACAAUACAAUUUAAAUCUAUCGUUAGGUAUCAUGAUAAUAGUGUAUCGGGUGUUGGAUGAUUUAACUGUUUUAGCCAGAUUUGAUUGUUUCUUUAUUUAUUACUAAAUAGAAUAAUUACAUUUUUUUAUGAUAUAUGUAAAUAUAAAGCAAGUUUAUACAUGUAGCUUUAGUUAACCACUAAUCCGCCUGCAGGACCAUUAAUUUGUUAAUUUUGCAUUGUGGAGAUUUUUUUUUUCUUAUGGCAAUCGCCAACUUCCGUCUGUCUGAACAAAAUGGUAAAAUGUUUAACAAUUUAAUUAUUAAUAUCAGUAGAAAAUCUCAGUAAAAAGCAAAACCAAAAAAGGGAAGAAAACGCACCAGAGCACAUAUUUCACUUUUUCACUUUUUUUUUUUAACUCCAAUGUUGAUUUAACACUUUGAGUCCAGCUGCACCUACUGCAAACAAAGUACAGUAUAAGAGGCUUUUUGUUAUAAAAAUUAAAUCAGUAUUAAGUAAAUAGAAAAUGGUUUUAUA
This is a messenger RNA of Clarias gariepinus (North African catfish), 4105 nucleotides long. It is a transcript of the gene dsg2l, whose product is annotated as desmoglein 2 like. The record is from RefSeq and is a predicted model, not a curated record. The transcript is spliced from 14 exons. Gene Ontology annotation, cellular component: desmosome; plasma membrane. Gene Ontology annotation, biological process: homophilic cell-cell adhesion. Bases 77 to 3394 code for a protein of 1105 amino acids. Gene Ontology annotation, molecular function: calcium ion binding. NCBI's taxonomy places the organism in Eukaryota, Metazoa, Chordata, Actinopteri, Siluriformes, Clariidae.